This is a messenger RNA of Arabis nemorensis, 426 nucleotides long. The record is from the annotation of a GenBank genome assembly. NCBI's taxonomy places the organism in Eukaryota, Viridiplantae, Streptophyta, Magnoliopsida, Brassicales, Brassicaceae.
AUGUUACGACAUGGAGCCCUACAGGUCGAAUACGCCAUGGAAGCAGUGAAGCAAGGCUCUGCUGCAAUUGGUCUCAGAUCUCGCAACCAUGUCGUACUCGCUUGUGUUAACAAAGCCCAAUCAGAGGUCUCUUCACAUCAGAGGAAAAUCUUCAAAGUCGAUGACCAUAUAGGCGUUGCAAUCGCCGGUCUCACCGUCGAUGGUCGUGUUCUCUCUCGUUAUAUGAGAUCGGAGUUAAUCAAUCACUCUUUCACCUACGAGUCUCCUCUUCCCGUUGGCCGGCAUGUUGUUCAUCUCGCCAAUCAAGCCCAGAAUUGUACUGAGGAUAAUGAUUCCAAUAAGAAAGUGAACUUCUCUGAGGAAGAAGAGGACCCGGAAAAAGAGAAGAAAGUUGUGUCUUCUAAGAAGAGGUGUGGAGUUGUUUAA